UUCUGCCUUAAACUGGGUGAACAGCCCGGGAUUGCAGGAGUCCAAUGGGCUGAGGACGAAAGAAAGCUUCUACUUUCUCAUCUGCCUUCCAUCUGGUGGACCUGGGCUUAAUCCCUGGGAUAAGGAUGGUGGGUGCAAAAGCGGUCACAAGUCCCCACACCUCCCUCCGCCUGGCACCGCAACGCAGGGGAGUCAGCAGUGUCAUAGUGAGUCCUCCCUUCUAUCAGGUGUCUUGCUGUGGGCCUGUUCCCUGUACCUGCUGCUCCCCUUCGAGGUGGCCCCCUCUCACAGAGCCUCCCUGUAGCCGCCUGUUCUACAUCCUCCUCCACGUGGGGACCUCAGCAGUCUGCUGCCUCCUGCUGUCAAGGACAGUGGUGGAAAGAGUCUGGGGCAAGGCACAUGGGAUCCAGAUGCCCUCAGGGCUGUGUACCCAUCUGUUUGGCCACUCUCACUGCCCAGUGCUGAGCGGCUCUGGGGCUGUAUACCGCAUAUGUGCAGGAACUGCCACCUUCCACCUGCUGCAGGCUGUGCUGCUGAUCGACCUCCACUCCCGCAACAGCCUAAGAGCACAGCUACAUAAUAGUUUCUGGCUCCUCAAGCUGCUAUUCUUGCUAGGUCUCUGUGCUGUUGCCUUCUGCAUCCCUGAUGAGCAUCUCUUUCCAGCCUGGCAUUACAUUGGAAUAUGUGGCGGCUUCACGUUCAUCCUGCUGCAGUUGGUGCUUAUUACUGCCUUUGCUCAUUCCUGGAACAAGAACUGGCAAACAGGUGCAGCCCAAGACUGCCGCUGGUUCCUGGCUGUGCUGCUGACCACCCUGGGAUUCUACAGCAUGGCGGGGGCAGCAGCCGCACUCCUGUUCCGCCACUACACGCACCCAGCUGGCUGCCUGCUCAACAAAAUGCUGCUUAGCCUGCACCUUUGUUUCUGCGGCCUCCUCUCCUUCCUCUCCAUCGCUCCCUGCAUCCGCCUCAAGCAACCUCGCUCUGGCCUUCUACAAGCCUCUAUCAUCAGCUGCUAUAUCAUGUACCUGACAUUCUCUGCACUAUCCAGCCGUCCUCCAGAGAGGGUAAUCCUUCAAGGACAGAAUCACACUCUGUGCCUGCCUGGCCCGAGUAAAAUGGAAUCCCAUACACCAGAUACUUCUCUGGCAAUGAUGAGUGCUGGCAUCAUGUAUGCUUGCGUGCUUUUUGCUUGCAAUGAGGCUUCUUACCUGGCUGAGGUAUUUGGGCCCUUGUGGAUCGUCAAGGUUUACAGCUAUGAGUUCCAGAAGCCCUCACUCUGCUUCUGCUGCCCUGAAACAGUGGCACCAGAGGAAGGGCCAAGAGGUGUGGCUGUGAGACCAGCUGACCAAGAGACCUCUCCAGCUCCUCCAAUGCAAGUCCAGCAGCUUUCCUACAGCUAUUCUGCUUUCCACUUCGUCUUCUUCCUUGCAUCACUUUAUGUCAUGGUUACCCUCACCAACUGGUUCAGCUAUGAGGGAGCAGAGCUGGAAAAGACCUUCAUCACAGGUAGCUGGGCUACCUUCUGGGUCAAGGCUGCCUCAUGCUGGGCCUGUGUACUCCUCUAUCUGGGGCUGCUACUAGCACCAUUCUGUCAGUCCCCCACCCCGGACCCCCAGCAUCCUCUCUUCAGGCGACACUGUCAUCGUGUCAGUAUUGCCAAAUGACAAGUAUCCAAUCUAGGUACUUUAAACAAACUGGAGUUCCCUUGAAUAUGUAUCCCUAGUCUUAACUCACAGGAGCUGUCCAGCCCAACAGAUUCCUCAAAGACACAAUGGGAAGUUACCUCCCUUUAAGUUGAAGUCAGUAGUAUGUCUGACUGAAAAAAGUGGCCACACACACCCUAAUUCCCUGGGCAGAGUAUCUGACUCACUGGAGCUACCAUUACUUCUUCAACCCAGCUCAAGAGCCUGAUUCCAAGUCAGCAGCUCAGGAAUCACUGCUAAUCCAGCAGACAGGGUGGCACCAGCUCAUUCCUGGCUCUCAUGGUAGAGAGGGGGGCAGGGAAAGACCAAAGGGGACCAAAGACUUACUUGGCACUGCCUUUGGCAACAAAAAGGAAAACAGGAGUCCACCCCUGGGUACAGGGAUGUAAGAAGCCCAGAACCCUAGAACAAACCAGGGCAUGGGAAGAAAGGCGCACAGAGACUACCAUAAGUUUUAAUCCUGAUGUUGAGGUCAAACGCAAUGGGAAGAGAACAUCUACUCUCAUUCCAUGAGGAAUGACAGAAGAGAAUGUGAACACUUGAGAGCAGCUAACCACGGGAACUCUGUCAGCAGCAGGGUCUGGGCCAACUUUCAAGCCUAGGCACAAACUGAGGAAGAAUGAGGAAGAGGGAGCAUAAAUCUAGGUCUUGCAGCCUUCCUUCUCAGGGCCUCAGCUCCUUCCUCAGGAUGAUGUUCCAGGUCUGAAUGGGGGACAAAAACCACAAAAAAGAAGUCCCUAUAGCUCUUAGAGGAUUUCUCUACCACAUACCCAAUACCUGUCUGUUGCAGUACAAUAAAGAAUUUUUCUGUGAUGUUUAAACUUAACCUACAUAUUCACAACCUUUCAGAGUAUGAAAUUCCCUUCCCUUUUGGUGGGAAAGGGCAGCCAUUCCUCCAUCCCCUUCCCCCCAAAUCCCCAGUCAAACCAGGCGCUCAAGGAAUUACAAAGCUACUUUUAAUACUUUGGGGUGAGCCCCACAGGAAUAAAAAACACUGGGAAAGGGUAACCCCCUCACCCCCAGGAGUGGCCCAGGGGGAGAGAGGCUACCUGAGGGGUAGGAAGCACAAAAGGGACCCGCUGCAGACUCAGGGCAAAGGGAAU
This is a messenger RNA of Capra hircus (goat), 2806 nucleotides long. It is a transcript of the gene SERINC4, whose product is annotated as serine incorporator 4. Gene Ontology annotation, cellular component: membrane. NCBI's taxonomy places the organism in Eukaryota, Metazoa, Chordata, Mammalia, Artiodactyla, Bovidae. The record is from RefSeq and is a predicted model, not a curated record. Bases 126 to 1664 code for a protein of 512 amino acids. The transcript is spliced from 12 exons.